Messenger RNA from Nicotiana tabacum (common tobacco), 772 nucleotides. RefSeq lists its product as uncharacterized. The record is from RefSeq and is a predicted model, not a curated record. NCBI's taxonomy places the organism in Eukaryota, Viridiplantae, Streptophyta, Magnoliopsida, Solanales, Solanaceae.
CCUUGUCAAUUCCUCCAAACCGAACUCAACACUUUCAUAUUUUCUCUUCCUAUACCUGUUUGUGCUUGUUCCUCUUUUCUUCUUCCAAAAAGCUCCUUAUUCUAAAGGCUAGAAUGGCGUACUCAAAGAUGAUCAUUGCUUUAAUGUUGGCCUUAGUGGCUGGAUCUGCUUUUGCUCAGGCACCGGGAUCAUCUCCGGCAGCUUCUCCGAAGAGUUCUCCGCCACCAGUAUCAUCACCUCCGGCGGCGACUCCUCAACCUUCUACAACAUCAACACCUGUCUCUGCUCCUGCAAAUGCUCCUACUACUGCAUCUUCUCCAUCUGAAUCUCCAUUAGCAUCUCCACCAGCUCCCCCAACUGUCGAUACUCCGGCAUCAUCUCCUUCUGGCUCUUCUCCUCCGUCGAUCGGCGCUGCUCCCGGCGGUUCUCCUACUUCAUCUCCUAACUCUGCCUCCUUGAACAGAGUCGCUGUCGCCGGAUCUGCUGUUGUAGCUAUCUUUGCUGCUUCGUUGAUGCUUUGAAUCAUCUUUCAUCUGUGAGAUCUUUUGUGUUUUAUUUCGCCGGAGUUGAACAGUUAGGAGUUAUUUAUGAUUUUAUUUUUCACUGUUUUUUGUUCAUUCUUUUUUUUAGUUUUUGACUUUUACGGGCGGCGGUAGUCGUGACCGCUGUUGAUUCUUUUUACUACUAUCAUUAUUGUUGUUGAACAUUACUACUGGAUUCUUUGUUAUUUAUGGAGAAUAGUAAUACUAUGAUUUAUUCAUGAAUUUCUUAA